CUUCAGCUGAAAGCUCGGACCAUCUGUACGGAAUUCGCCCCGCUGAGUCCUGACGGCCAAUUGGCCGGUCGGGACCUGAUUGUUCCGUCCAGAAACUCUGGGCAGUGGGGCUAAGUUACCUAAGCUCGGCCCUUCACGCAGCAUUGGAUCCGUGGCAUUUGAUGGACGGCGGCGCGACUGGCGAGCUGUCCUAAAGAUAAGGUUGAGCGUUGCGACUCUUCCAUCUUCGGCCGUACUACCCAACACCGCACACAAUGCAGUUUCCGCUACUCUCAUGCGGCCUCUGGGCCCUGCUGGCCGUUCAGGCGACGGCGACAGCAUUAACAUACAAGCUCGGCGCGAACGAGGAGGCCUGCUUCUACACGGCGUCGAAAACCAAGGAUGAGAAGAUCGCAUUCUACUUCGCCGUGCAAUCAGGCGGCUCCUUCGACGUCGACUACAAAGUCACAGGGCCAAAUGGAAAAUACAUCAUGAGCGGGGAGAAGGAGCGGCAGGGUGAUUUCGUGUUCACGGCUCGGGAGGUGGGAGAGUAUAAGUUCUGCUUCAACAACGAGAUGAGCGCGUACACGGAGAAGUUUGUGGACUUUGAGAUUGCGGUCGAGAACGAGGCCCGCGUCACCCUCCCGGCGAAGCAAGGUGCCUCACCCGAGCACACCGAGUCGCUUGAGGAGUCGCUCUUUAAGAUCUCGGGCCAGCUGUCAACGAUCACGCGAAACCAGAAAUACUUCCGUACCCGCGAGAACCGCAACUUCAGCACCGUCCGAAGCACAGAGAAGAGGAUCAUCAACUUCAGCUUGAUCCAGAUGGCGCUGGUGGUCUGCAUGGGUGCUCUUCAGGUUUUCAUUGUUAAGUUCUUCUUCCAAGGCGCGCGGAAGGGCUAUGUAUGAGGGGGUAGCAGCCUGGCGCGCAUCGGACGAUCUAUUGGCGCUUUUCAGGCUGGCUGGGCGUACUGUCGAAGGUCGGACAUGUCUUACAUGACAGGUGCAUGUAUCAUAGCAACGGGUCAUGGUUUAACGACGGAUGGUCUCUAAUAGCCGGGUCGCAUUCGGUUCUGGGUUUCCAGGUUUGAGCGUGGUGAUUUCCUUGCCAUUCAGAAAUAAUGCAUCUCCGGCAUGGGAGUCUGCCAGUCCGGUAUUCAACUCCGCACCGGGAACCUUAACGUGUUCUAAGAAGUUAACUACACCUUCUUGACCGCAUCCAUUAAUAAACUGGGGGGGCUACGGAGUAUUUUGGAAUUGGGGCUAGC
Molecule: messenger RNA, 1246 nt
Organism: Chaetomium strumarium
Lineage: Eukaryota; Fungi; Ascomycota; Sordariomycetes; Sordariales; Chaetomiaceae
Product: emp24/gp25L/p24 family/GOLD-domain-containing protein
Exons: 3
Coding region: 255-887 (210 amino acids)
Biological process (GO): intracellular protein transport; Golgi organization; protein retention in ER lumen
Cellular component (GO): endoplasmic reticulum-Golgi intermediate compartment; COPII-coated ER to Golgi transport vesicle; endoplasmic reticulum
Source: RefSeq, a predicted model, not a curated record